AUGGACUACAAAAUGUCAGAAAUACCACUACCGACAAGUUUAAAUGAAAAAUUCCCAUUACAAAGAUUAAAAUCAAAUGAUUCAACAACUUCAUCAACUUUUUCAAGAAAUUCAAGUUCUUCUUCAGUGGCAACCACUAUCUCUACACAUAACUUCCAACCAUCAUCAUCAUAUAAACCAAUAGUUUCACCAACUUUAUCUUCACUGACUGAAGCUUUACAUAUAUCUUUUGGUCAUAACGGUAAUAAAUCAUCCGAUACUUUAAAUGUUGAAGAUAAACAAACAAGGGACUUUGCUCCAACAACAACUCCAACAAAUGAAGAAGUAAUUACACAAAAAUGGUGUAUUAUAUUAGUUGGUUUACCUGCUUCAGGGAAAUCAACAAUAACUUCAAAUCUUAUAAAUUAUUUAAAACCUUAUUAUCAUAUUGAUACAUUCAAUGCAGGUUUUAUAAGAAGAAAAUUAUCAAUUGGGAAACAAAAUGCAAAUUUUUUUGAUUUUAAUAAUCCAAAAGCUAAAAAGCAAAGAGAUACAUAUGCACAAAUCUCAUUAGAUCAUUUAUUAAAUUCAUUAUUUUGUGAUAAUUUAGAUGUUGGUAUCUUGGAUGCAACAAAUUCAACAAAAGAUCGUCGUGAUUAUAUUUUUAAUACUAUAAAUGAUAAAAAAAAAUAUUAUAAAGAAUCAAAUUCAAAUAUUCAAAUUAAUACAAUGGUUUUAGAAAUUAAAUGUGAUGAUCCAAAAUGUUGGGAAUUUAAUGCUAAAAAAAAAACAACAAAUCCAGAUUAUAUUACAAUGGGUUAUGAAAAAGCUUUAAAAGAUUUUAUGGAUAGAGCUCAAAGAUAUCGUGAUGCUUUUGAAGAAAUUACAAAAGAAGAAAUGUUACAAAAUGGUGGAUUAUAUAUCCAAUUUAAAGAUGUUGGUAAAAAAAUUGAAAUUGAUGGUGAAGAAAAUUAUUUAAAUGAAGAUGAAGAUGAAAUAUUAAAGUUGAUUAUGAAGUUUAUGAAUGAUUAUUAUGAAAAUUUUGGGGAAAAAUAUAUGAAUUUGGUUUAUGGAAAUUAA
Hansenula ciferrii is the source of this 1059-nucleotide messenger RNA. RefSeq names its product 6-phosphofructo-2-kinase (gene PFK27). NCBI's taxonomy places the organism in Eukaryota, Fungi, Ascomycota, Saccharomycetes, Phaffomycetales, Wickerhamomycetaceae. Gene Ontology annotation, molecular function: 6-phosphofructo-2-kinase activity; fructose-2,6-bisphosphate 2-phosphatase activity; ATP binding. Gene Ontology annotation, biological process: fructose metabolic process; fructose 2,6-bisphosphate metabolic process. The record is from RefSeq and is a predicted model, not a curated record. The coding region runs from base 1 to 1059 and encodes 352 amino acids. Gene Ontology annotation, cellular component: cytosol. The transcript has a single exon.